CCCCAUCUCAAAAUGUGCCCUCCCCAUCCGCCCUUUUCCGCGACGAGCUCCGUGUGUGAGAAAGUCCCGAUGUGAUGUGACAUAAGAGGAAGAAGGAAGAAUUGCAUCAUCAGCCUCUCCUCUCCUCUGCUCCGCUCUCCUCCCUCUUCCCUCCCUCCUCCCCUCAUCCAUCCUUCAUCAACACAGACGAUGCGAACACAGCACAUCUGCCCAGAGGAAGCACAACAAAGGAGCGCGCUGCGGAGCGGGGCGCCGUCACCCCCUGUCGCUGCCACCCCUUCCUCCACCUUCGUGUGCUUUUGUGCAGCAUCGCCUGAACGCACGUUGCCGCCGUCGGGCUUCAUCAGAGCUCUGGCUCUCCGGAGAGGGAGAAGAUGGCUGCCAUGAAGAUCCUGACAAGCGCCGGCCUCUUCAUGGCUUUCUGCGCGCUGGGGCUGCUUGCCAUGGCCAUUUGCACUGACUACUGGUACGAGACGGACGCGCGACGCCACCGCGAGCGCUGCAAGAACUACGCCAACAAGAGGACUGACCCGGGUUACAUUUACCACAACCACAACCUGCCUCUCCGAAUGCCUCCCAGAGACGAUUCGAGGAGGACGGAGCCUCUGCCCCGAGUUCGGCGGCAUUUUACCGUCGGAGCCUUGGCCACCGAAUCGCACUGCAACCGCCAGUUCAACUCGACCAUCUCGGGACUCUGGAGGAAGUGCCUUCGGGAAGGCUUCGAUAUCGAGACCGAGGACCUCAUCGAUAAAGGUGUGGUGCAGCGCUGCACGCCAGUGAAGUACCACUACUCUUCCUCUACGCUUCCAAGGAAUCUUCCCAUCAAUGUCACCAAGACAAUCCGACAGGAUGAAUGGCACGCCCUGCAUCUGCGCCGGAUGACAGCGGGAUUCAUUGGAAUGGCAGUCUCCAUCAUCUUGUUUGGAUGGAUCAUCGGAGUGUUGGGGUGCUGCAAGCAACAUGACUUAAUGCAAUAUGUGGCUGGCCUGCUGUUCCUCAUGGGAGGGACCUGCUGCAUCAUCUCUCUGUGCACCUGUGUGGCCGGGAUCAACUUUGAACUGUCACGAUACCCACGGCAGAUGUAUGGACUUCCAGAGGACAUCAGCCACGGCUAUGGCUGGUCAAUGUUCUGUGCCUGGGGUGGGCUGGGCCUGACCUUGCUAGCCGGCUUCCUUUGUACAUUAGCCCCAUCUCUCAGUGCCCCUCGUACAAUGGUGCAGAAACCGCGGCAUGAGAAUGGCACUGUCUGACACUUGAGCAGCAGCCGAGUGGCCACAGCAGACUGACGCCAGGCCAUCCAACACCACCAGGAUGCGAAAGGCUGUCCAAACAGACCUCAAACUUUUGCCAAGCGCAGGCGACUACACCAACGAGACUUUCAUUAUAAUGGUGCUCUAAGAACUUUUCCCACUUCAGUAUUUGGACUGCAUUGUCUUGUGCGUGGACUUGGAUGGACUGUCCUGUGUGUGUUAUUGGUUUAAAAAAAAAAAAAAAAAUUAAAAAAGCAAAACACAGCAAGCAAGCAGGGAAGCAGAGCGCUAUAGUGGGGUGAAGCCCUGCUACUCUCGAGACGACUGUCUCCCCCAAUUUACAGACAGACCUUUUUCAUACUUUCUGCUGCACCCCUUUGGCGAACUCUUUGGAAAUGUGCUUGUUGGAUUAAUGCAGAAGAGCAGUGCAAAACACCGAUGGAGGGGACCUCUGGGAGCCCUCUGCAUGCCGGUCCACCCUCCCUGUGGCACUGACAAGAAGCUUGCCAUUCAGGCCUAAGCAGGCAGGAUUGCAACACGUUGGACAUGUGGAGUCCCCAAGGGUUGGUAGAGCCUUGUCCCGACAGAGUGGUGUCUACGGGGCAAAAAGGUUCAAAAUAGUUUAACCUUGGUCUCGUCACCCACUGAGAUUCUACUAGCCGACGAACCAUUAAGUCUGGGACCCGCAGGAAUUUAGUGCAAAUCCAAAUCCUGCAUUGACAAUCUGUCCAGGUUGCCCACUUAAGUCCAUAUGCUGCCACAACUGAGGAAGACAGACUGAUGUCUGUGUGAGCCAUUCUCUCAAGUAGGCCAGCACACAAGCUUGGGUUUGACAUGAGAAUGUCGGGAAUCAGUUGCACAAAAGGUUUCACAUCAUAAUAACUACAGCAUUUCCAACUGGUGGCGCUGUGUGACCACCCCACCCCUGGGGUUUUGACGCUGCACAUUCUGCCAAAUACUCUUCUUCAAAUUCUUCCCUCAGCUUUGACGCCACUCACUAUGCCAUCACAAUGUGUGUGCGCUUCGGGAGUGUAUGAAAUCGAUCUAAAGAGGUCAAAAACUGAGAAUCUGAAGAAGUUACUCCACUGGUAACGCGGAAAGCACAAUUUUAUAAACAAUGCAAAACGACUGAAGGAGAAAACGCCAGCAAGUUCAUUUCAAGGCGCCGGUGUGCAGAUCACAGAGGAGAGUAUUUUGUACAGAACUGCCUAACCGUUUCGCAUUUAUAUGGUGUCAUGAUGCUUUAUUUGUACAAAUAUUUCAGAAAUAGAUUUCUUGAAAUACCAUAACAUAAUUUGAACUUUUUUUUUUAUUUAUUAUUAUUUAUUUAUACCAUUACUGGAAAAGGACAUUGGCACUGCCAAGCAUGAGAACAUGAGGAAAUUUUAUUUCAAUGUAUUAAGAGCUCAUUUUUUAAAAAUUUUUAUUUAAAGAUGUACAUUCUAUUAAAAUGUUAAAUUAAUGUG
This is a messenger RNA of Erpetoichthys calabaricus (reedfish), 2716 nucleotides long. RefSeq names its product transmembrane protein 276b (gene tmem276b). Gene Ontology annotation, cellular component: membrane. The transcript has 4 exons. The coding region runs from base 375 to 1250 and encodes 291 amino acids. NCBI's taxonomy places the organism in Eukaryota, Metazoa, Chordata, Cladistia, Polypteriformes, Polypteridae. The record is from RefSeq and is a predicted model, not a curated record.